Messenger RNA from Pangasianodon hypophthalmus (striped catfish), 1458 nucleotides. It is a transcript of the gene bub3, whose product is annotated as BUB3 mitotic checkpoint protein. Lineage: Eukaryota; Metazoa; Chordata; Actinopteri; Siluriformes; Pangasiidae. Bases 153 to 1133 code for a protein of 326 amino acids. The record is from RefSeq and is a predicted model, not a curated record. Gene Ontology annotation, cellular component: kinetochore; bub1-bub3 complex; mitotic checkpoint complex. Gene Ontology annotation, biological process: mitotic spindle assembly checkpoint signaling. The transcript has 8 exons. Gene Ontology annotation, molecular function: ubiquitin binding.
GCGGUUUGGUUUUCGCCGCGUGAGACAGGGGCUUAACAGACACAGUAAUACGGUUAGCGACGCGACUAGCCGCUGGAGCAUUAGCUUAGCUUUACUGUUUUAUUAAUUCUUCACAUUUUUAAAUAGAAAAUCUUUUAUUAGGAAGUUCAACGAUGACGGGUUCGAACGAGUUCAAGCUGAACCAGGGACCUGACGACAGCAUCUCAGCCGUGAAGUUCAGCCCCAACACCUCUCAGUUCCUCUUGGUCUCCUCCUGGGACUCCACCGUCCGUCUCUACGAUGUCGGUGGAAAUUCGAUGAGAAUGAAGUACCAGCAUCUGGCGCCGGUCCUCGACUGCGCUUUCUACGAUCCGACUCACGCGUGGAGCGGCGGCCUCGACAAUCAGCUCAAGAUGCACGACUUAAAUACAGACCAAGAUACGAUCGUCGGGACGCACGAAGCCCCUAUACGGUGCGUGGAGUAUUGCCCGGAGGUCAACGUCAUGGUAACGGGCAGCUGGGACAUGAGCGUGAGGCUGUGGGAUCCACGGACGCCGUGCAACGCCGGGACUUUCACCCAGCCAGAGAAGGUUUACACGCUGUCCGUGGCCGGCGAUCGUCUCAUCGUGGGUACGGCGGGACGCAGGGUGCUGGUGUGGGACCUGAGGAACAUGGGAUACGUCCAGCAGAGACGAGAAUCCAGCCUCAAGUAUCAGACGCGCUGCAUACGAGCCUUUCCCAACAAACAGGGCUACGUGCUGAGCUCGAUCGAGGGCCGAGUAGCCGUGGAGUACCUGGACCCAAGUUUGGAGGUGCAGAAGAAGAAGUACGCCUUUAAAUGCCACCGUCUGAAGGAGAACGGCAUCGAGCAGGUGUAUCCCGUCAACGCCAUCUCCUUCCACAGCAUCCACAACACCUUCGCCACAGGUGGCUCCGACGGCUUCGUGAACAUCUGGGACCCGUUCAAUAAGAAGCGUCUGUGUCAGUUCCAUCGUUACCCGACCAGCAUCGCUUCCCUGGCCUUCAGCAGCGACGGCUCUCUGCUGGCCAUCGCCUCCUCGUACAUGCAGGAGCAGGGCGACAUCUCGCACCCGCCCGACGCCAUCUACAUCCGCCAGGUCACCGACGCCGAGACCAAGCCCAAGUCGACCUGAGGCCGUGUUCAGGAUCGAACGCUCCCGAAGUGUUACCCUGAUAAAGUUCUGCUGGUAUCCAGUUGUUCGUGUGUGUGUGUGUGUGUGUGUGUGUGUGUGUGUGUGUGUGUCCACUUUUCUUCCCCUUUUCUACACCUUCUCCUUUUCUCAUCUUUGUUAGUAACAAGUAUCCAUUUUUAUGUGUUUCUUUUCUCCACACUGUGUAAUAUUUCUUUCCUUACCGUUUAGUUUAUUCCUGGAUUUUUUUUGCAUCACCAGAUAAAUCCAGCUGAGUAAAUAUUCCUGUUUAAAAAUAAAAUAAAAUAAAAUUUGCUUUGAUAAAAGA